UGAUUCAGCGCCUCACUCACUUACUACCUCUCUCUCUCUUUCUCUCUCUCUCUCUCUCUCUCUCUCUCCUUACACUCACAUACACGCUGCUCUUCGCCUCCUCACUGCAUCAGUCCUCUUCCUCCCUGAUCUGAGGUACCAUGCAUCCUCCUUUCUCCUCCUCCUCCUCCCUGCCACUUGUCUGCUACUGUUCCAGGGUCUCCUUAUCCAACAGAGCACUCUUGUUGCAAAGCAGUGGACCGUAAAAAAGCUGUUUGACUUGGCGGAGGACUUUUUUGAGACGGGACAAGGCUGUGUGUAUCGGGUCUGAGGACAGCUGCUGGAAAUGCUGAUGCUGCUUCUGUCUGGAUGCAGAUCUUUGCGGGACUUCUACAUGCUGUGUGACACUGCUUGAUUCCCUGCAAAGUUUCAAGAGGGCACACAUCAAUCAAGCUUAUCCUUUCCGCUCAGAGAACGCUGACUGCUUACUGUGUGUGGAGUCAAAUCACUGGAUCCCCGUCUCAACUCCUCACACACUGAUUAGAACUGCAACUCCGCUAUAUCAGAUCUUAACGUAUAACUUCAUCUUGAGAUUCUUCUUCAAAAAGAGACCACCAUUCCUGCCUUUGGCAUCCAUUUGAGAUUAAGCAACAGGCAGAUCUGGCCUGGACCUCUGACUUUGAACAUUACAAAACAACGAGGACAGAAAGUCAUAAACAAACAAUAAAGGACUGUUCAAUAUUUCAAAGAGAAGCUCUGGUAGCCUUUGAAAAACAGCCAUGCAGGUGUCCUUUGCAUGCACAGACCACGGGCUGAAGGCCCCGCGAAAUGGCGAGCACAGCAAGCAGAAUGCGACCAGUCCAAACACAGCCAGCCAGGCCCGUGCCCGCUUCCGCACCGUGGCCCUGAUCGCUCGCAGCCUGGGCUCCUUCACCCAUCGCUACCACCACAACCUUAAGGAGUCUACGGCCAAGCUCACUGGCAUGAAAUACCGGAACCUGGGAAAAUCUGGGUUGCGUGUCUCCUGUUUGGGGCUCGGCACAUGGGUAACGUUUGGAGGUCAGAUCUCUGAUGAGGUGGCAGAGCAGCUGAUGACCAUCGCCUACGAGAGUGGGGUCAACCUAUUUGACACAGCGGAGGUCUACUCUGGGGGGAAAGCAGAGAUAAUCCUGGGAAACAUCAUCAAGAAGAAGUGCUGGAGGAGAUCCAGCCUGGUGAUCACCACAAAACUGUACUGGGGUGGAAAAGCAGAGACAGAGAGAGGCCUCAACAGAAAACACAUCAUUGAAGGUUUAAGGAGCUCCCUCCAGAGGAUGCAACUUGAGUAUGUGGAUGUGGUUUUUGCAAACCGGCCAGACAGCAACACCCCCAUGGAAGAGAUAGUAAGAGCAAUGACACAUGUCAUUAACCAGGGUAUGUCCAUGUACUGGGGGACAUCCAGAUGGUCCGCAAUGGAGAUAAUGGAAGCAUACUCUGUAGCCAGACAGUUUAAUCUAAUCCCACCAGUGUGUGAGCAGGCAGAGUAUCAUUUCUUCCAGAGGGACAAAGUGGAAACCCAGCUGCCAGAGCUCUAUCAUAAGAUAGGUGUGGGUGUGGUCUCUUGGUCCCCCUUGGCGUGUGGAAUUAUCACUGGAAAGUAUGAAAACGGUGUCCCAGACUCCUCCAGAGCCUCAAUGAAGCCAUACCAGUGGUUGAGAGAGAAAAUAAUGAGUGAAGAUGGGAGAAAACAACAAGCCAAGCUAAAGGAACUGGCUCAUAUUGCAGAGAAGCUUGGAUGUACUUUACCACAACUAGCCAUAGCCUGGUGCCUGAGAAAUGAGGGCGUGAGCUCAGUGCUGCUUGGAUCCUCCAAUCCAACACAGCUAACAGAGAACCUGGGAGCCAUUCAGGUAAUUCCAAAGAUGACAGCUGGCAUCGCCACUGAAAUGGAUCAUAUACUAGGAAACCGUCCCCACAGUAAAAAGGACUAUCAUCAUUAAAAUGGACUGAUGUUUUAGUGAACUAUGCUCAAACAGCUUCUCAAAGCUCACUCCUCACAGCCAUGGCACCAUAAGUGCGUGCCCAACUCUGCUUGUGUGCGCGUAUGACUGUAUGUGUGACUGUGUAAAGUGCUCCGCUUGGCUCCUCGUCUGUAUGAAGAUCAACCAGUACUCAUUAUUGUAGAAUGAGCUACUUGACAAAACAUGCAUGCUACAGCUAUAGCACCCGGCCACUGGACUGAACAACAGUUAAAAGAUCGAGAUGAUUUUAAUGGAGCGAAAUCUCUUUUGCUCUGACAAAUAAAAAGAACCAAAAGGAUAGAGUAAGGGGAAAAGUUUUACUGUAAGCUCAAACUGGUUGAAACCUGCAUGAGCAAGAAGAUCAUGUUCUCUUAGAUAAGGGUGUCCUUGUAUCAAGAAAAUAGAACUGAAGAGGCACUUAUGUCCAGGUAUUACAUAGGCUCCAUGCAGAAAAUACACAGAAAAAAGUGAUGUAUCAAAAUGUACCCAAUGUCCCAGGAAUCAAUCUUAUUAGUUGUUUGUGGUGUAGAAAAAAAUCCAUGACAUGUGCAAUUGGACAUGGCCUUGGCAGAUUGGGUGAUUUGCUAACAUUUCCCAUUUCCCAUUGCAGCUGGAGCUGAGCUGUCAAUGUGACGAAUCCUUUCAGUGUUGGAUGAACUGAAAUUCUGUUCACAAUGCUGUUGCUAAUACCAAGAGAGCUAAGUUAAACUAGAAUUUGUUCAAAACAUCUGUACUGACUGUUACAUAUUUUCCUUUCCCUCCUGUUGUAUUUUUUUUUCUUUUUCACUUAUGCAAAAGUACAGCACAUGUACUUCCCAAUUAGCCUAUAAGCCUUUAACCAUUUUUUUAUUUAGACUAUGCCAGCCUGUCUGUCCGUUUCAAUAAUGUCUGAUUUAUUUCAUUUUGGUCUGUGUUGUGGCUAAAAGUUUUGUCUAGUUAAAGUUGUGGAGAUUAUCCUUCUGGGGGAGCUUGUGGAUUUGCAAAUGAAGCCAUGUAGCUAAUAAAGACUGAGACUCAGUAUGAGAUAAAUCACUCCAUAUGGACCCCUGCGGUCAAUGCACCUGGAACUCAGUUAGUUCUGUUCUAGAUUACAGUCUUGCAUUGUGAGACUGUCUUUCUUGCAUUCUGUCUGUUAAAAAUGUAUUUUAGUGUUGUUCCUUAGAUUUGUAUAUGCAAAUAAAGAGCGUAUAAUUCUCAUGUGA
Molecule: messenger RNA, 3181 nt
Organism: Labrus bergylta (ballan wrasse)
Lineage: Eukaryota; Metazoa; Chordata; Actinopteri; Labriformes; Labridae
Gene: kcnab1b
Product: potassium voltage-gated channel subfamily A regulatory beta subunit 1b
Biological process (GO): negative regulation of delayed rectifier potassium channel activity; potassium ion transport; transmembrane transport
Cellular component (GO): voltage-gated potassium channel complex; membrane; extrinsic component of cytoplasmic side of plasma membrane
Molecular function (GO): transmembrane transporter binding; potassium channel regulator activity; voltage-gated potassium channel activity
Source: RefSeq, a predicted model, not a curated record